UCUGCAACCUCUGCAACACAAACAAGCCCCUUUCUGAUCUCCUCUUCAUCAAAACCUGCCAUCACAGUUUCUGCUCGAGAUGCGUAGCACAGUACGUCUCAGAACUGGUGUUACAUAACGCCGCAGCGAUCUCUUGCCCUGUUACUAGAUGCAAAACCGGCAUUUUUGAGCCCGUGCUGUGCAGGCCGAUGAUUGAACGCGAGGUUUUCGAUCAUUGGUGUCUGAGCUUAUGUGUUUCUGUGAUAGAGAAGAAGGUCAAUUGCCCGUUCAGGGAUUGCUGUGCUCUUCUCGCUGAUGAGAGGGGAGAUCGGGAAGUGGUUAGGGAGGCUGUGUGUCCCCAUUGUCGCAGGAUGUUCCGUCCUUAGUGCGAAUCGAUAUGGCUUGCAGGGAUGAGUUGUGAGAUGUUUCAGAGGUUGGGGAAGAAGUAGAGGGAGGGAGAAGAUGGUCUGAAGGUUAUGGAUCUGCAUAGAUAGGUUGGGACAGAAGGAGAACUCGCCUGUUUAAUCAACCAUAUUAGCUUAAUUUCUUAAUUACUAGUUUGUUUUUCGCUCUAAUAUAUGAUUAUUGUUUAAUGAACUUUUUUAAGCUUAGUUAAUGGGGAAAAUGGUCUGUCAUUAUUAGUUAGUAUGGUAGGUUUUAUACUACUGGAUAUGGUGGGAAAUGGAUCAUUCUGCUACUUUGCAUUGUUGGUGGUAGAACUCUGUUUUUUUUCUCUUUUGGUGUUUUGUUUUUCUUUUUGUAGGGUAAAAAUAUUUUGUGUGAAUAAAUUUUGUAUUGAUUAGAUACAGAUAGAUAGUACUUAGAUGAUGUUGAGGUGAACAACACCCUACUAUCAUUUCAAUAUCACCAAUUACAUGAAAAAAAUAUUACCUAUGUUUGGACAAAUUCUAAAUUAAUUACAUAUAGUCUAGAGUAAACCUUGAGUAUAAUAUGUAAUUACAAAAUUACUCAUAUGUACCAUACUGCGGGGUGUUGCCCACGCACCCUCAACUCACAUAACGAAACUCCU
Messenger RNA from Phalaenopsis equestris, 1009 nucleotides. RefSeq names its product probable E3 ubiquitin-protein ligase RNF144A-B. Gene Ontology annotation, cellular component: cytoplasm; ubiquitin ligase complex. Gene Ontology annotation, molecular function: ubiquitin conjugating enzyme binding; ubiquitin protein ligase activity. NCBI's taxonomy places the organism in Eukaryota, Viridiplantae, Streptophyta, Magnoliopsida, Asparagales, Orchidaceae. The record is from RefSeq and is a predicted model, not a curated record. Gene Ontology annotation, biological process: protein polyubiquitination; ubiquitin-dependent protein catabolic process; positive regulation of proteasomal ubiquitin-dependent protein catabolic process.